AUGGGGAAACUGCAGAGUAAAAUCAGCAUCCACACCACCAAAUACAGGGCUGACAGCUCCGUGGGACAGACGGGACCCGCUGGAGCCUCCCAGCAGCACAGCCCCGCUCACACCGACGCUGUCACGUCUGUGGCUGCUCUCAAACCAGACCUGUGUGUGUCAGGAGGAAGGGAUAAGAGUGUGGCUGUGUCCAGCUGGAGAUCUGGGGCUGCCCUGCGCCGCUUCAUUGGCCACGAGCGUGAGGUCACCAAGGUCACCUCAGCCCUUGACUCCAACAGAGUCUUCAGCGCAUCCCGGGACAAGACAGUGAUUAUGUGGGAGCUUCAUGGGACUUCGGGGCCAAGCCAGCAAUUCCCAGGACAUGACCUGGUUGUUACAGGACUGGCUGUGAGCCCAGACGCCUCCCAGCUGUGCACGGGCUCCCGGGACAACACUGUGUGCAAGUGGGACACCGAGACUGGGGAGUGUCUGGGCAGAGCUGCAAUCUCCAGGAAUCUGGUCACACACCUGUGCUGGGUUCCUGGAGAGCCUUAUGUCAUCCAGACCUCAGAGGAUAAAACCACCAGGGUGUGGGACAGCCGGGAGCUGCAGGUGGCACACACAUUCCCAGCCAAGCAGCACAUCCAGACAUGCUGUGACGUGAGCCAGGACGGGCGGUACUGCCUGAGCAGCAGCAGCGGCUCCGCCGGCCACGGCGCCGAGGCCACCCUCUGGGACCUGAGGCAGACCAGGGGCCGAGUGUGUGAGUACAAAGGGCAUUUCCAGACCACCACCUCGUGUGUUUUCCUGCCCCGGGGCCCUGCUCUCGCCCCCAGCAUUGCCACAUCCUCCAGCGACAGCACAGUGAAGGUCUGGGACCAAGACACUGGAGCCUGCCUGGCCACGCUGUGCCUCGAGGGCUCGGGCCCGCUGGCCUCACUGGCCGCCUGCGACAGCUCCACCCUGCUCUGUGCCAGCUCCAACUCCGGCAUCCACGUGCUCCGUGUGAGCGGCAGCACAGAGCUGGCCCUGGAGGAGGUGUCAGCGUUCUGAGCACUGGAACCC
Molecule: messenger RNA, 1044 nt
Organism: Cinclus cinclus
Lineage: Eukaryota; Metazoa; Chordata; Aves; Passeriformes; Cinclidae
Gene: WDR31
Product: WD repeat domain 31
Exons: 9
Coding region: 1-1032 (343 amino acids)
Molecular function (GO): protein binding
Source: RefSeq, a predicted model, not a curated record